UGGAAGUGAGCGAGUGUCAGUAAAAAAGGCAGUCUGACUACCAAGAGAAAAAAGAGAGCGCUCAGCAAACAGCUCGCACUCAUUGUGUCAGUGCAAUUCUGAACACGGACAGCUGGUGCAUUUGAGCUGAAGAAAACAGUUUUCAGUGCACAAAAACAGAGGAAGUGGAGAGAAAAGAGAUAAGGAGAGGAGAGGUUCUGCGUGGAAAGAUGGACUCUGAUUCUGGAGAUCAGAGUGAGGGAGAACUCUCUCCAGGUCAAGAGAGCUUCAACUCCAAGAGUUUGGCCAUUCAGGCCCAGAAGAAGAUCUUGAGUAAAAUGGCGACCAUGGCAGUGGCUAACCUCCUCACGGACGACAUCAGUAGCGAAAUUCUGGACGAGCUUUACAAGGCCAGUCGUGAGUAUACCAAGAGCAAGAAGGAAGCCCACAAGAUCAUCAAAGACAUCAUCAAGAUCGCGCUGAAGAUUGGCAUCCUCUACCGGAACCACCAGUUCAGCUCAGAGGAGAUGGAGACCGUUGAGCGUUUCAAAAAAAAGAUGAACCAGGCGGCCAUGACGGUUGUUAGCUUUUAUGAGGUGGAGUACACAUUUGACCGUGGCAUUUUAUCUGAGCUUUUGAUGGAAUGUAGGGACCUUCUCCAUGAGUUGGUGGAGCAUCACUUGACGACACGCUCCCACGGGCGGAUCGACCAUGUUUUCAACCAUUUCGCAGAUGUGGAUUUCCUAACUGAGUUGUAUGGCCCGUCUGAAGAGUACAGACUAAACCUGAGGAAGAUCUGUGAUGGGGUAAACAAACUCCUGGAUGAUGGCGUACUUUAACCAAACCUCCAGUUUGUGGUUUCUCAGACUCCAUCAGGCUGUCGGGAUUUGAACUGACAGAAACAUGUGUUGUUAUUUCUAUGAGAAAUCUAGGGUGUCGUGGCAACUUGAUGAUGUGAUUGUAACUAGGGCUGGGCAAUAUUUUAAAUAUACACACUGGUUCUUAUUUCUAAAGCUGCCUUUUCACUGUCUCCGACAACUUUACAAAAAUUAAGAGUACAUGCAAACUUUCAGCAAAUAUGCCACUGAUUAUUUCAACAUGCAAAUUAGCUUUGCGGCAAACUUGCGGCAAAUUGUCCAUUGUUGCAAAACGUUGACAAGUUUGCCAUGAACUCUCAGUUUUUGAAAGGGCAUUCACAUACGUUUAUAACAUUUGUUAGCAAUGGACUGUAUUCGUUGCAAGGGAGAAGGCACUCGUGGAUCGCCUUGUCAAGUACCCAGUUCCUAUAUAUUUGCAAAGUAAAUUAUUAUUAUCAUAAUCAUACAAUUUUCCAAAGAAGCAGGCAUUUAGAAUAAAGUUUAGGACAAAAACCAUUGAUAGUUUUUAAUGAAAAACAUCAUAUCAGUUCGAGCGUUGCAUAUGGUCUAGUCGCACAAAGUUGAAAUAUUUAAAUACAUCCAAAGCUCAAAUCCAAUCUGAAAAUUGUGCAUCCACAGAUGGUCGGAAAUCUACGCAGACCCUGUGGGACUCUCCAUUGGAAAUGAAUGAAUGAUCUUCUGUCAGAUGCAGUGAAAAGGUGGCUUAAUAAUUGCGUAUAAGUUGCGUUCUUACGUUAAUUAAAAAUACUUUGUCUAAGACAAAUAUUCCACCAGUUUAAAAAACGUUUCAGACACACUUAAAAUUGUUCUUACCUUUGUUCUGUACCAUCUGUAAUGGUUUUGAUGGAGAUACAAAAUUGUGAAUAUUCCGACGAUUUUAACGUGCUUUAUUUUCAGCCGUUAAGUUUCUAACAUUGUCUUGUUAGACUAGGUCUCGAAACUCACUAGCAUGAGAGCAUUACGACUUUAGCAUUAAACUUCAGUAGUAAAAACACUCGUUCGUUGUUAGGUUUGAUUCCUUUGGUUCAAUUAUUUUUCAAUGAAUUGACUCAUAACUCUGAAUCAGUGAUAUGUUUGUGCCAUCACUUGAAAAUGUUCAAGGAAGUCUCUCUGUGGGACAUUUGAUCUAUUUAAAUGUUAUACUAAAGAGUUAAGCAAGCUUAACAGCAUCUCUGAUUUCAACUUUAGUAUGAAAUCCCUGAAAAGUAUGUUCCCUGAAGUCUCCACACAGCAUUUUCAUCAAAAGCUUAAACAUAUUGAGAUUUGCCAUUAUUUGUUUAGUUAUAUCACCCAGCCCUGAUUGAAAGCCAGCGUGUAAGGAUGAUCGCCCUGGUGCAAAUUGAAGUCAAAUCCUGGUUUGUAUUUCCAACAUACCAGAUGAUUGUCUGAGGAAAAUCCUUUAAAGUGCAAAGCCUGAAUGAAUCCGUGUCCCGUAAAACUGCCCUUUGUGUAGAACUUCAGGAAUGUUUUAAAUUACAAGCUCCUUUAAAUGCACUGUAUGAAAUUCAACCUACCUAUCCUUUUAGAAUGAUCUAGCAAUGCCACCUUAGCUUAUUUCAAUGUGCGUACAAGAACCAAUGAGGAUGUUUAAUUAAUAGUUCGCCCAAAAAUAAAUGUACUCACUUUCACGUCAUUCAUAAACUGUAUGACUUUCUUCUGAGGAACACAAAUGGAGAUGUUUGGCAGGAGCUCUGAAAUAAUGAAGGUGAAAGGGGACAGGGGCUUCUAAGCUCCAGUAAACACCCUCAAUGUAUCCAAUAAUUCAUUUUGCAUUAUUUAUGUCAAACCUUGUGCAUUGUGUCAAUGCCUCAUAUUUGAAUCUGAACAUAAAUGCGAAUGAGAUUUGAGAGCUGCAUCGGCAUAACAGCUUUAGAUACAUAAACUUUUUGAUUGAGUUUGACAAAAAUAUAUGACUUAAUCCAAUCAAACACUUUGAUAGGAUAGAAAAAAGAACCUCAGAGAUUCUGCCAAACAUCUCCUUUGGUGUUCCACAGAAGAAUGAACGUGAGUUCGGAACUAGUAAUUAAUGACAGAAGUUUCUUUUUUGAGUGAACUAUUCCUAUAAUAUUACAAAAGCUUUGAGAGCUGAUCAAAUAAAUGGCACAAACCUUUGUAGAACAGAGUGUGAGUGAAAAGAAUAAGAUGAAGUGCAGCAGAAAGAUUGUAAAUAAACUUAGGGGUUUUGGUCUUCUGUCUUUUGCCUUUGUAAUGACUCUGUCACAGCAGCUCCCAUGAUCCUGUGCUAGGUCUAUCCAGAGCCUGAUGCUUUAGCAUGUAAAUGUGUGUGUAGAGAGAAAUGUGAUUAUUCCACAAGUCUGUUGAGUGUAGCACGAUUAUCAUUAAAC
Molecule: messenger RNA, 3202 nt
Organism: Xyrauchen texanus (razorback sucker)
Lineage: Eukaryota; Metazoa; Chordata; Actinopteri; Cypriniformes; Catostomidae
Product: tumor necrosis factor alpha-induced protein 8-like protein 3
Exons: 2
Coding region: 210-818 (202 amino acids)
Biological process (GO): regulation of apoptotic process
Cellular component (GO): cytoplasm
Source: RefSeq, a predicted model, not a curated record